Messenger RNA from Pelobates cultripes (western spadefoot toad), 28718 nucleotides. Lineage: Eukaryota; Metazoa; Chordata; Amphibia; Anura; Pelobatidae. The record is from the annotation of a GenBank genome assembly.
AUGGGUUCCCCCCAUUGGCUGGUGGAGGAGGUGUGCAAACCAGCACCAAAGGAUGGGGCAAUCAGGGGAGUAUUGCAAGGGUUACUCAUGGAUCUAUCUUUGUGUAAAAUCUGCUCCUUUUUAACAUUUGUUGUCUGCAUACAGUGUUUACGGUUAUUACAAAGGAUUUAUAUUUGUUAUAACAUGAAAUUGAGCAUUGAUAUAUUACUACUACUAUGCACUUUCUGAAUCCUUCACCUUUAUAUUGAAAAUUAACAAAGUCUUUAGCUGAGCUUUUAGGGUCACUUUUUCUGAUACUAAUUUUGGAAUUACAAAUUGUGAAUAAUUGACUGCUUUUCUAGGCUUCUGAUAUCUCGUUUGUGGAGAAGCUCACAAGUGGCUGCAAAUCUAAUCCUUGCUUUGAGCGAGCUCGUGGAAAGGAUCCGGGGUUUGUCAUUCAUCACUAUGCAGGAAAGGUGUGCGCAGUUUUUUUUCUACUAAUUGGAACAUUUAAAUUGUGUAUAUACUGUGACGUCCCGCCUGGCACCCCAACUGGGUGCCUCCGCCAAUCACUGCUCCCUAGCAACUUCGAGUACUCCUAAACACUCCACCAGGCACCAUAACCAUCAUAAACCCCACAGCCAGCGUUACAGCUUGGUUGGGGUCUUUCACCCACCCUGGAGCCAGCUUCCCGUGGGUAGACCUCUCCAAAUCCAGAGAGUAAAGCAGGAGAGCUAGUGAUUAUAAUCCAAGGGAGUAUGAGUAUAGCAAUCCCCAGAGUGAAUAUAGCCUUUCCCUCCACACAUGAGGCGAGGCUCUAUGUUGAGGGCGAAGAGGAACUGUUUAAUCGCAGCCACAACUGGCCUUAUACGCAAGUCUACAUGCAAGGGUUUUUUCCAUAACUAACAGUGGGCAUUCCCCACUGGACCUGAGAGGGGACUGUGACAAAGUACGCACUGUAAUUGUAUUGGCUCUCAGGUCCAGGACACUCCCACACAAAACAGGAUAAUCCCUCAUGAGAUAAUUGAGUCAGGAACUGUACCAAACUCAAUUAUCUCCAGGUACAGAAAACAUAAAUUUUAACAAUAUCCUGAAAGUACCCCCAAAAUACAUGGAAACCCCACAAAUGUCACAUUCCCUGAUAGUCCUGAUCUGGGGGACCAACAUAUCCAAAAAUCACCCAGAUCGAUUCAAGGGUUCGGGAUUUCCAUGGAGCUCAUAAUUUUGACUGACCAUUCACAUGGUCCUAUGCCCAAAACAGUUCCAGGGAAUAGGGUUAACGGUUGGUCUCUCUUUCUGGAAUGCAAAAGUACAUAAAUCACAUUAGUUUUUAAAGGGCCCAUAGUCUUUUGGCAAGAGUCUGGUCAGUAGGCCCCUCAAAGAGCCUGUGGCGAGGUUACUUUCGCCACAUAUACGUAGGGAAUAAUAAAUAAUGCUUGUAAAUGGUGUGCGGGGUAAAGGUAAAAAGACCCAAAUUAGAAAUGGGGAAAGUGGAUUGAUAGGGUUUGUUGUAUUUUUAUUCGGUUUAUUACCAGUUAAUGUUACAAUGUUGCAAACACCUUAUUGUCUCUUGAUCCCGUGUCUGACUUAUUUCUCCAUUCCUUCUCUAAUCUGUUUUCAUUCUUCUUGUGUGACCAGCUAUUUUAUCAUCACUUUUUAUGAUUUCAUUAUUUCUCCACUCUUCUUUUUUUUCCUCCAUCAUUCCCUCUUUUCCUUUGUGAAUACUUUCUUCCCUUCUCUGUUUGCAAUCUGUUGUCUUGUGUCUCCAUCUGUAUUCAUCCUUCUCUAUCUAGUUUUUCAUCACUAUCAUCCCAUUAACCUCCACAGGUUCACUAUACAGCUGUUGGGUUUCUUGAAAAGAAUCGAGAUACACUCCCCAUGAAUGUCCAAAGUCUCUUCAUGAACAGUGUGAUCUCUUUGCUAAGUGUCCUUUUCACAGGUACCGAUAUAUAUUUUCUGAAUUUUGGGUGAUCAGCGAUUUGUCUAUAACCAUGUGAAUGAAUCACAAAACAAAUGAAAUGAGCAAUGAAUGAGCCGUUUAAUUUGUUCUGUGAAAUGGAGUGUUUACCUUGGUGGUAAGAGAUGAUGUGGCAGCUGCCCAGGACAUGCUAGCCUAUGAGGGUGAUUAUGACCAUUCUAUUAGAUUAACAUAGUCUCCCUUAUGCCGCUACUUGCCAAGCCGUGGCUGGUGGUAACUAAACAGCUGUUAAUAUUGCUAGUACAUAAUAACUAAUUGGACUUUAUUUUGUCUUUGUUGCAGCCAGUAUUUCCAGAACUGGAACCCUGACACCCAUGCAGAGAGCCAAGGUCAAUGAAUUAACAUUUAAUAUUUUUCACCUUUUUAUUCUAUUGGUGCCGCUAUCUUGUGCUUUGUCCCUUUUGCCACAUUGUUCUUGCUUUUGCCUGUUUCUUCCUGCACUCAUCUAUGCUCUACCAUUUUUUCUCAAUCCCUUCAGCCGUAUUCCUGGGAUGGCAAUACCACGUCUCACUUUUCUCUUCUGCCUGAUCUCCAUCACUGUCUGGUCCCUUCUGACUCCCCCAAUCUUCAUGUCCAUUUUACAUGUUUUUAAAGUCCUAAUUUAGAUGAAGCAUAUAUAAUCUGACACCAAAUCUGAUACGUUAGAAUAAUCGAAUGUGAAAUGUUACAGGAUAGGCGGAAUGAUCUGGGAACACACAACCAACAAUGUGAAAAGGCCAGAAAGAAGCACGUGGCUUUUCGUCACACAAAAUCUUAGAAAUGGCAAAAUGCCUGAAAGAUGCAAGAAUAGUCUAGAGCAGGCCGACAUCAAAGCAGAACAGAGAAUCCCCAAUCUGGUUAGACAAGCCAUUCUCAGGAUAACAGAAAUUAGACCAGGCUAGGCGUCAGAAACCAAAAAUAAACUGAAUAAGUGCCCUCCAAGGUGAUUAAAGACUACGCCAGGACACGUGUUAAAACGUGAUGCAGGUUUAAGUAGAGGAUAAGGAGAUCGUAUUGGAGAAAAUCAAUUGAGUGACACUAGAAGGUGCACACAGCCAAUGAAUUGAUGUAAAACACAUGUAAUAAGUAUAAGAGUGACUUGUGUUAGACAAGACCACAAACAUGACGCCAGGGGUCACAAAGUGUGCCAUGCCAGGAAGGAGCAGGAAUGAAGACUAGGAGGGCAGAAGAGAGGAAACCUUCAGUAUCAGCCAUAGUUUGAGUUUUCUCAUAUUCUAACCAAAGAGACAAAUCUCUAUUAAUGGCAGUCAAUUUAUUUAUUGAAAUAGUGGGAAACAAAUUGACUUCCAAACCUCAGCCAUGUGUCUUCUAGCAGUCAAUAGUAUUUUAAUAACAAAUUUAUUUUAAUUCCGGGACACUAUAGUCACCAAAACAACUUCAUCUUAAUCGGUUUUUCAGAUUCACCUUUAUUAUCACUGUGCAAUGGACAUACAAAGACAAUGAAAUACAUUGGCCUCUGGUCAGAAUUGAGGUCAUUUAUUUAUUUUAAUAAUUUUUUUUUUUUAUUCUUUAUUUUUUGAGUGCAUAGAGAAAAAGCAGUGACAAAUGCGUUUGUCGUGCCCCAACAGCAUGUACUCACGAUUUAACAGUUAAGAGCGAUUAACUAAGGUAUGGCAUGGGAAUACAAUGCACAUUUUUUAUAUAAAUUAUGACAUCAAGGCUAGUUCUGAGCAUAGGUAGUUGUAACGGAACUCCCCGUACUCCAACAGAGUACGUUCCGUUGACGGAGGCUUCCUAGCCUGCGCCGAGGAUCACAAGCACCGCACCGGACACCACAACCACCGUAGCUUAACUGGGGUCUAGCAGUCUUCUGUCCACCCUGGAUCAGCUUCUGUCCUCCAGCACCGUGUGGGGAAGACCUCUCCUUCAGGAGAGCGUAUCAGGAACAAGCUCUUAAAAGAGCUAAGUGAUUAAAGCUCAAGGGAGUAUGCAGAGCAUAGCAAUCCCCAGUGUGAUUAUAGCUGUCCCCUCCAAUCACGAGACAAGACUACGUGUUGAGCUUCAAGAAGAACUGACUGUAUUGGCACAUACAGCCUCUUUUAUUCACAUUCUACAAACAUAGUACUGCCCACAGGGUUUUGAAGAACAACCAAUCAACACAUUACAACACAGCUGUGACGAGACCAAUCUCGCCACAUUGCAUUGGAGAAGCCUGGUUGCUCGCCUGCUGCCUUUGGACUAUGGCCCCCUUUUAAAAGACUUUAUUUUUGCCUGCAGAAAAGCUGUAUUCGUGCUUUUCUGCCUGGGGUUCAGUAGAUUUGUUUGAAUGUGUUAUACCCCAGAUAGGAAUCCCAUGGAGCCCAUUAGUAUGAAACUGACUGUAAAGACUUUGGCUCCAUGGCGAUUAAACUGUAUUUGUGUGGUCCGAGCGCCAUUCACUUAAUAAUGUGCGCUCAGACCUGAGCUAUCUGGGGAUAUGUGAAAUGUCUGUGUGUUAUGUGUAAAAUGUGACUUUAUGUAUUUUAAAGUGUUUUGUGUCUUUUUGCAACCAUGUGCUUAAUGGAGUCUUGUGUCUGUCCUGGGAGAUAAUUGAAUUACUUAUCUCCAGGAUAGAAGACUCUGAAACUGGUUUGGGCCAGAAAGCCAUGCUUCAUUUAGUCACAAAGGACUUUCCCUUAACUUUUGAACCCCUGGUCUGAUACAUGCCAUUUUUUAAUAUGUUGUUCCCCUGAAUGGAUUGAUUGUGAAUAUGUAAUUUUAUGUGAAUGUGAUGUAUGGUUUUAGAGUUAUGAAAGUUGGGUAGAAAGUAUGUUUUAACUGUAUGUGUAAUUGAGUUUCCUCUCAGGAUAAGGGGAGGGAAUAUGUGGGAUGUAACUGUGAUGUGAUUGGUUGUUUUAUACCUCCCUGUGGGCGGUCCUGUAUUUGACAAGACUGUAAUAAAAACCAGGCUGGGUGUGCCAGCACCUCAGACCACUGCUUGACCCUCAACACGGAGCCUUGUCUCGUUCUUGGGGGGAUUCACUGUAUGCUGUUAGAGACUGAUUGCCAGGAGUGUAAGCUGCUUGGGAGCUUUUCCUGUUCGUCUGCUAGCAGCUAUUUGGGAGGUUCCAGUUCGGGAGUUGGAGUGCUAUUUUGUAUCCAGUUUGGGAGUUUGAUGUUCUGCAGUAGCUGUGCCUGUAUCUCUGGAAAGGGGGCCGAUCGCCUAAACGGUUUUUACCCCUUGUGUGCAAAACGGUCCGUUACAACAGCUAACACUCCCAUUCAUUACAUCAGUUAUCCACCCCUCUGCCUGUGAUAAAAUUAUCUCAACACAAUAGACUAACUUAAUUAUCACAGGCAGGAAAAUACAGUAUUAUAAAACAUAUCAAAGAGACCCCAAAACCUGCAAUAACCCUGUAAAUAUAUCCUUGGAACCGGGGGAUCUGGGCGAACCACAUAUCCAAAAUUUACCCAGAUCCGUUCAGUAGUUUGCAAGAUACGGUUUAAUGCAGAUUCUGCAGAACAUAUACAGGCUAUAUGAAAAAUAAUUACUGUUAAAUGUGUCCCCUGUAAUGUAGUUUAAAACUGCUGCACGAUGUCUUUGUGCACCAAAUACCGGCGAGAUGGCACCGUGUAGAAAAGUCAAAACAGUGUCUGUGAGUUAAAAUGGCUGCCUUCCAUUGUUCUCACCAUGUGCUUCAUCCAUUGUUCUCACCAUGUGCCUCUGAUACAUGAAAUGGUGGCCACCCAGUAACUCCACAGUUUGUCUGGUAGUCUAUACAGCCGGACCAACAGAUGAAACACAUGGGGAACAGUGCGACAAAUGAAGGGAAUCAUAAAAAAUAUGGACAAUAGUCAUAUUUGUGUACAAUCUCCAGUUUUGUCUCAGGGCCCAAAUAGUGUUUUCAAAUGCCAUAUAUCCCAGGGCCAUAGUCAGAAGGUAGGAGGCUGGCAAUCAGUCCUCUCCAAUGCCCAGUGGCAAAUGGCAGUUUGUCACACAUGUGAAAUAGUUGUUUGGGUUCGCGGGAAAGUGAGGUUAUGAGGGUAUUGAAGUAAUUUACUUUUGCAGAUGAAAGAGCCAAGCUGUAUCAGCGCAGCAUAAAUUUAUAGUGGAGAAAGUCAGAUGCACAGUGAAACUUUCUCCAGCAGCGUUCAGCAGUUCUGGAGGAUUUGUGGAGGUAUCGAGUCAGCUUGGUGUGCCAGGGUUGUUGUUGGGGGACCUGCUGCAUUUAAAUGUAGGAGGUGUUAUGAUGUCUAGUUGAAAGAAGAGGGUGGAAUUGUAGGAGGAGUUUGCAGAGCUAGUGCAUGUGAGGUUUGAGAUAGUUAAAAGGAGAGUUUGGAGAUUAGUGGAGAAAUGCUCAAGGUCAAGACAUUGGAGGUUUCUGUGAGAUUGAUGUUCAGAUGGUGGUGUCAAUUGGGUCUUAGGUAUGCCAAUGUCAAAAGUCAGCAGAUGGUGGUCAGAUAGAGGAAAAGGAAUAUUGGAGAGAUUAGAGGCGAUACAGAGAUUGGUGAAGGUGAGAUCAAGAGUGUUUCCCGCUGUAUGGGUUGCUAAAUUUGACCAUUUAUAAAGCCCCGCUCUCAUUGCAGUACGUCCUAUAUAAAGCAUCGCUCUCAUUGCACUACAUCCUAUAUAAAGCCCCUGCUCUAAUUGUGCUACACCACUGCUAUGUUUAUGAAAAAAAGGGUUAACCCUAGCUGGACCUGGCACCCAGACCACUUCAUUAAGCUGAAGUGGUCUGGGUGCCUAGAGUUGUCCUUUAAUAAACCUAACUGAACCUACUCUAACUGCUCCCUCUCCCCAUUAAAGUAAUCGACUUACCUGUUUUUAUAUUUUAGGUUCAGGUCGCACAGGAGAGAUUUCCCUCUCGGAAAAUGUCUGUGGGAGCUCAAUUUCGGGUAUGAGUAUUUCCUUUUUCACUGAAGUAUAUUUUAUACAUGUUAUUUACUUUUCAACUGUCCGUAUUUACAUGCUCUUCAGUUUGUCAUUUUACAUUUCUUUGCUAAUGAAAUUUACAUUCAUAUUCCCCAUUCCUCUGCUCUAUUCCUCUGCUCUGUGCUGUCUACUAGUCGUAUUCUACAUUUCUGGGGAAAAACAUCCGGGGUGGGGCUCGAUUGCUGAGAUGGACACACACUAAUUUGUAGCUCCUUCAUUUUGAUGCGCAUAUGACUUAUAAUUACCAUUAUUCACCCUGGAAACAGAUCCAUACCUUGCUUAGAUUAGAUCCACUCUUCGGACAUUAGGUACCUGAAUGGGAGCAAUACAGCUCAUAUUUACGCCUGUCUGAGGGAAUAUCACUACCCAUGUUUGUGGUGAAAGGGAUCUCGCCACUGGUUCUUGGAGGGGACUGAUUGCCAGCCUCAUGCGUUGGGACUAUGCCCCCUGGGAUAUUGUGCACUUUUAAAAACAGUAUUGGGGCUUAUGGACUUCUAUUGGACUGUGUAUGGCCCUUUAAGAUCUGUAUCUGGGCUUAUUGAGACUUUUUGGGACAAUGCCCAUUUAAGACGGCAUCGCCAGUGUCCCCAGACUGGUUUGGGACAAUACCCCUUUAAGACUGUGUCCCCAGACAUGUGCCCUCUUGGUUCAGUAAAUGGGGCUUACUGAACCAAGUACCACACAGACGGACCACAAAGAAGUGGAAGUGUGCGGCUAAUUUACCUCCCAGGCUGGGAGGCUGCUGUAGGUAAAUUGGUGGCCGCCGUUCGUACGAACACGUGGUGGCGACCAUUUUUAUUCAUUCGAACGCGGUCAGCGGUGUGUGCAGCCAAAUCUAUGGAAUUAAAAUCGUCUACCCAUCUGUAUGAAUACCGCUGACCCUUACCUUCCCCUCCACUCAUCUAAGUCCCGUUCGGCUAUUUGAACACACAGCUACACUAAGCUAUUUAAGUGAGUGGAGCGCUGAAUGUUCACACUUACCCUUAAUUAGGGUUAGAUCUCAGGUAUAUAUAUGUACAUGCAAAUGAAACAGAGAAAUACAACACAAUAUAGUUUAAAUCCGUGAAUGGAAGAAAUAUCGUGAUAAUAUAUCAAUAAUCAGACUCACAUGGAUUAGAGCCUCAUAAAAGGACAGGCUCAAAUCUCUUCAACAUUAGUAUCGUAUGGAGACACUGCACCCUUUAACCGGAGUAGAUUUCCUCAAAGAAAAAAGAGAAAAACAGGGGAAAGAAACCCCCUAGUGUACUAUGUAUAUAACUAAUAGUGCACAAACAGUGGUUAUAGUAGUGCUCACCUGGUUCAGAGCCAAUGAGAUCCUGGCUCUAGAUGAUAGACUUGAGUGCCUUUAAAAGGGGGCACUUACCCCUCUUUAACAUCAAGAUAGGACCAAAGGCCAAUUGGAUAUAUAUAAAAAAUGGCUCUGAACCAGGUGAGCACUACUAUAACCACUAUUUGUGCACUACCUAUUAUAUACAUAGUACACUAGGGGGUUUCUUUCCCCUGUUUUUCUCUUUUUUUCUUUGAGGAAAUCUACUCCCGUUAAAGGGUGCAGUGUCUCCAUACGAUACUAAUGUUGAAGAGAUUUGAGCCUGUCCUUUUAUGAGGCUCUAAUCCAUGUGAGUCUGAUUAUUGAUAUAUUAUCACGAUAUUUCUUCCAUUCACGGAUUUACACUAUAUUGUGUUGUAUUUCUCUGUUUCAUUUGCAUGUACAUAUAUAUACCUGAGAUCUAACCCUAAUUAAGGGUAAGUGUGAACAUUCAGCGCUCCACUCACUUGACUAGUACGGUCUGGGUUUUUAUCCACUCUAUACUGGUCUCACUGUGUUUUACUUCUAUAUUUUAGUGGGGGAUAGAGAGCACCCACUAGAGUGUGUAGCUGCUUUUAUACCACUUUAUUAUUCCUAUAAGCGCACUAAACACAGUAACCACCAUAGUUUGAACACUAAGCUAUUUGCACGAUCGGUGCCCCGCAUCCGUUCGCACAUGCGAAUGGGACUUAGUCAUUUUUCAGUGCGAAAUUGACUGACGCACAGCCCAAAUCUAUGGAACUGUUUUGGGCAGGAAAAGGUGCUUGCGGUCGGUCACAAAGGACUUCCGACUAACUUUUUAACCCCUGGAGGGAUUUGUAUGUUUUUUGAGAGUGUUCAUAUUUGAAGUAUGCUGAGUAAUAUGUGCUUUUUAUGGAGAUUGGCUGUAUAGUUUUAAAGUUACAGUACAUGUGUAAAAAGUAUGUUUUUCCUGCCGAUGAUAAUUACAUUAACCCAUUGUGUACAGUAAUUAUAUCACAGGCAGAGGGGAGGAUUUUGUGGGAAUGUUUUACUAUAUAAUACUUGUUUGGUUGUUCUUCAAAACCCUGUGGGCAGUACUAUUUGUGUAAAAUGUGCAUAAAAGAGUGUUUCAUUAAAACUUGAGUUCUACUUCACCCUCAAUUUGGAGUCCCGUAUCUUAUUGGGGGGCUCUGCUACAAGGGAUUGCAAUGCUCUGCAUAUUCCCUUGCUAUAAUCACUCCUAAGCUUGUUCCUGCUUCGCUCUGAAGAAAGAGAGGUUCAGCCUUCAGUGGUUGUGGUGUCUGUUAGAAUGCUUGGAGCCCUCAGGAAGCGCUAGGAGCAUCCUUCAACAGAGGUACCCAGUCCGGGGGCCAGGUGAUCAGUUACAAUGUUCUAGCAACCUAGUCCGGCUGACUGACUUAUGUGAGAAGCUGUUAUCUCCCGGCUUGAAAAGGGCUUAAUAUUGUGGUAUCCUAACCAUGGCCAGCCACCCUAUCCACAUGGACCAGUGGGGGUUAUUCCAGUACCCACCAGGAAAGAAUCUGUAGACGUUCAGAAGGCACUCAGCCUUUCUUCCACUCCGGCACUAUGAGACCUUGUUACAAAAUAAAGAUCAGGAAGGAAUCUAAUCUCAUACCCAUCUCUUGUUCCUCUAAAUCCCCCUUCAAUACUGCCCUCUGGAACGCACGCUCUGUCUGCAAUAUAACUAAAUCCACUGCUGUCCAUGACUACUUCAUCUCUCAUUCAAUAGAUUUACUAGCCUUAACAGAAACCUGGCUCUUCCCUUCUGACACUGCCACCCCUGCAUCUUUGUCCUUCGGUGGUCUCCAACUUACUCACACCCCAAGAAACUCUGAAUGUAAAGGUGGUGGUGUUGGGUUUCUCCUCUCCCCUCACUGCUCUUUUAAACCUCUUCCCACCCCCCCUUCCCUCUCUUUCCCAUCAUUUGAAAUACACUCAAUUCGCCUUUUCAAACCUUUCGCUGCUAACAUUGCUGUUAUUUACCGUCCCCCUGGUUCCCCUCUUCUCUUCCUUGACCAUUUUGCUGGCUGGCUACCCUAUUUCCUCUCUUCUAACAUCCCAUCCCUAAUUCUCGGGGACUUCAAUAUUCCUAUAAACCCACCUUUGACCUCUGCAGCCAAUAAACUACUUUCAAUUACUUCCUCCCUCGGGCUAUCACAGUGGGCAAAUUCUCCCACCCAUGUAGCUGGCAAUACCCUUGACCUAAUCUUCACUUAUGCAUGUACUGUAUCUAAUAUCUGCAACACUCCUUAUCCUCUCUCUGAUCACCACCUCUUAUCGUUUGCUCUCACGUACCCCCUCACCCAACAACCUCCGCCUAACCAGCCUCAACUCAGGAGGGACCUUAAUUCUCUUGAUCUCCAACAGUUGUCAGCUGACAUUGAUUCACAACUGCUAUCCAUCCCUUCCCUAUCCUGUCCUUCACUGGCCAUCUCCAUAUAUAACUCUACUCUUACAUCUGCCUUGAACACUGCAGCGCCACUCCAAACAAGCACCUCAAGGAGGACCCGCCCCCAACCAUGGCAUACUAAAUCAACGCGCUACCUGCAAAGAUGCUCCCGGUGUGCUGAACGCUCCUGGAGGAAGUCUCGCACCCAGUCAGACUUUCUCCAUUAUAGAUUCAUACUGUGUUCAUACAGUGCAGCCCUUGCCCUUGCCAAACAGUCCUAUUUUUCCUCUCUCAUUAGUUCAUGUUCCCGCAACCCCAGGCGUCUCUUUGACACCUUUAAUUCUCUUCUUCGCCCCGCUGUGGCCACCCCCCAAACCAACCUUACUGCUGACAACUUUGCAUGUUACUUCACUGACAAAAUUGAACAGCUAAGGAAAGAAUUCUCGCCUCCUUGCCUUUCUGUUUCUCAAUCACACAUUGAUCAUGCCUUUCCUACCCUUCAGACAUUCUCCCCAGCCACUGACCAAGAGGUGGCUGCCCUUCUUUGCUCCUCUCGCCCCACCACUUGCCCGCUCGAUCCUGUCCCAUCUCACCUUAUCAGAUCUCUCUCCGCUUGUCUCGUGCCUUCUCUAACACACAUCUUCAACUGCUCGCUCUCUUCUGGCAUCGUCCCUGCUGACCUUAAGCAUGCCACUGUAGUACCUAUACUAAAAAAACCAUCCCUUGACCCGUCCACCCCCUCUAACUACCGUCCCAUAUCCCUGCUCCCUUUUUCCUCAAAGCUUCUGGAAAGACUCGUCUUUACCCGUGUGUCUAAUUUCCUCAAUUCCAACUCUCUUCUUGACCCCCUUCAAUCUGGCUUCCGCCCUCUCCACUCUACAGAGACUGCCCUUAUCAAAGUUACUAACGACCUAAUCGCAGCUAAAUCCAAAGGCCACUACUCCAUACUAAUUCUUCUUGACCUCUCGGCGGCCUUUGACACCGUUGAUCAUGCUCUCCUUCUUCAAACUCUGCAAUCGCUUGGUCUCUGUGACUCUGUCCUCUCGUGGUUUUCCUCUUAUCUCUCCCAACGCUCAUUCAGUGUCUCUUUUUCUAAUGAUACCUCCUCCCCUCGCCCUGUCUCGGUUGGAGUCCCCCAAGGCUCCGUCCUUGGUCCCCUUCUAUUUUCUCUUUAUACUGCCUCUCUUGGCAAACUUAUCACCUCAUUUGGUUUCCACUACCACCUGUACGCUGAUGACACCCAGCUAUAUCUCUCCUCCCCGGACCUCUCCCCUGCUGUCCUGCAACGUGUCACUGCUUGCCUUUCUUCCAUCUCUGACUGGAUGUCCUCCCGCUUUCUGAAACUCAAUCUCUCAAAAACUGAGCUCCUUGUCUUUCCUCCUCCUAAUACUGAUCCUCCUCUUUCGCUCUCCCUUCAAGUUUGUGGUACCAACAUCAGCCCAUCCUUGCAAGCGCGCUGUCUUGGCGUCAUACUUGACUCUGGUCUCACCUUUGAGCCUCACAUCCAGCAUGUUGCCAAAUCCUGUAGAUUCCAUCUCAAAAACAUAGCCCGCAUCCGCCCCUUUCUUGCACCAGAUACUACCAAGGAGCUUGUCCAUGCUCUAAUAAUUUCCCGCAUGGAUUAUUGUAACCCUCUCCUGCUUGGUCUUCCCAAAAGCCGUACUGCACCCCUACAGUCUGUAAUGAAUGCUGCUGCUAGACUGAUUUUCCUCUCUAGUCGGUUCUCUCACACCUCACCCCUCUGCCAGUCCUUACAUUGGCUUCCUGUGUGCUAUAGGAGUCAAUUCAAGGCACUAACUCACACCUAUAAAGCACUGAACAACUCUAGCCCCUCCUAUAUCUCCUCACUGAUCCACAGGUAUGUCCCUUCUCGGUCUCUCCGCUCUGCCCGUGACCACCUCCUGUCCGUUGUCCGCACCCGUACGGCCAACUCGCGCUUGCAGGACUUCUCGCGGGCGGCUCCCUUCCUAUGGAAUAGCCUGCCUACCGCCAUCCGACUCUCCCCUAGUCUUGCAUCUUUUAAGAAGUGCCUUAAAACCCAUCUCUUUAGGAAAGCCUAUGGCCUCCAAGACUAACCCCUACCUCACUUACCUGUCUCUUGCCCUCCCCUAAAGGGCAGCCCACCUUUUUUUUGAUUGCACACUCCUGUCCUAAUGUGUCUUACACCCCACCUCCUAUAGAAUGUAAGCUCGAUUGAGCAGGGUACUCUUCAACCUAUUGUUCCUGUAAGUUUAUUUGUAAUUGUCCUAUUUAUUGUUAAAUCCCCUUUCAUAAUAUUGUAAAGCACUACGGAAUCUGUUGGCGCUAUAUAAAUGGCAAUAAUAAUAAUAAUAAUAAUAAAGAUCAUUUCAAGAAAAUUACAAAGCCAUUUGUGAAGCCUUUUGGGUUUUAUCUACUCUCGUGAAUCACAACUCACCUCAACCACUAACAGCCGCAGGUGGAGUUCCGGCAAGUCACCACCACAUGCUCUAUAUGCUAAGUACCAAGAUGGGAGAUGUUCCUGUGUGCUGUUAACACUCUUGGAGUCCUCUCUGACAUGGGAGUCUCAUGGGACUUUGACCCGGGAGAUAAAGGUUUGGUGGGCUGUUGGUACCGGUACUUAAGUUCUGUAUUUCAAAGGAAAAAGCACUAUACAAUGGAGAACACUUGCACAAUUAAAGCUUAUACUUUUAUUAAUGUCUACAUAGUUACAUAGCUGAAAAUAGACUUGCGUCCAUCAAGUUCAGCCUUCCUCACAUUUGUUUUUAUUCCUUCUUAACCCCAGAAUGGCAGUCAGAUUUAUCCUUGGAUCAAGCAGUUAUUACCCUACAUUGAAAGAUUAUAUCCUUGAAUAUUCUGUUUUUGCAAGUAUGCAUCUAGUAGCUGUCUACAAAAGUGAAGAUUAAGAAAAGAUUCAGUGUUACAUGUUAUGUAGUGGGAAUUACUGAACAUCAGUCUCUAAUUGUCAGGAUACUAGUUGAUCCAGCACGCAGAACUGUAUUACACCUAGAACUUACGGUAAGGCCUUACCAGGCCUUAGAAUGGCCGGACUUAACGUACCAGAGAAUAGUCAGAAUACUUGCCGAGGUCAGGGACACAGAAUGGGACACAACAAUGAGGGAAAGCCAAAAGUCAAGGGUACCAGAAUACAAGGAAGUCAAACAAAGCCAAAGUCAAUCACCAGAAAUAAACGCUCAGGAACACACUCUCGGACAACCACUAAGGGAAACCAUGACAGGGCAAUGAGGAAAGGCGAGAAAAGAGUUUAAAUAAGUCUCCUUUAAAUUCUGACCCCAGAACGUGCGUGCGCUAACAUUGCGUGAUGUCAUACACACGUUGACGUCAUCAAUACCGUUGGUGGAUGUGGGGUUAUAAAUUGGUAUGGGUCGUCAAUAUGCUGCAGGAGUCAGACACACCGGCACAGGGCUGCUGACCAGCAUCUCCACCAAUGCCAAGAAGGUAGUUAUCUGGAGAGACACCACAAGGUGAGGAUGAACAUGUGACACUAAUGCUAAUAUGGAAUGCCAGCCAGUACUCUCAUCCUAUUGCACAGGCUGUGUAACUGGAUUCAUAUUUCCUAUGACAUGACUGUGAUAGUGUGGUAACUGACUUGAAAUACCAAAUAAAUCAUUAGCGGAGCUUGGCUUCGGAGUGGAGCCGGACACAUGCCUGAGCUCCUGACUUCUAGGCUGGUUUUGGAGGUAUUUCCUCUACCACUGGGCAUCCCAACACAUCGACUGGCUCUGCUACAGUCCUGGGUUCCCGAUGCUGCAGUUGGGAGCCUUGAUUGAGCCUGUUCUCCACUGAAGCAUGGGGUUUUACUGCCGUGUUCUACUGGGGACAAUGCUGGGGAUGGGCAGCCGAUCGCCCUGCAUACUGAUCUGUUGUUUGGCUCUGCGGUGCUCGCUAAACUGUGCUUACACAUUCAUUUCCCUAAUAGAUACUUUAGCACUUUUUUGUGCCAUUUAAUGGAUCAUCUUUUAGCAUUUUUUUGUGCUAUUUAAUGUGCUAGUUUGUUAGUGGCCUUUAAUUGAUUUGUGCCUUUAUUCUGGCAAUUUUCAUGUUUUCUAAAAAUCUAAAGUGCUCCCUCUUCACAGCAAUCACUCUCCGUUCUCAUGGAGAAGAUGUAUUUGUCCAGCCCUCACUUUAUUCGAUGCAUCAAACCUAACAACAAAAAGGAUCCGUUGGUUUUUGAGACAGAACUAGUCCUUGAUCAGGUAAAUCUAAUUGGGAUUCGAUUUGAACAAACUCAUAUGCCAAUGUUGGCUAAAACAGUGGGAGGAACAGGCUGAAAAAAGUUCACGUCUUAGAUGUGAUAGAGAGACAUUAAUUGAAGAAGCAUGACCUUUUUAUGUUAGACUAUGGUAAGAUGAAUAGAUAAUUGUAUGAAGAAAUUCCAAUGUGACCCAUGUGAUAAGUCGGGGUCUUGCAUUUAGAAAAUACACACUCCCUCUAGCUGGACAAGGAGAUUAGAUUGAGUUAAACACACAUACACCUGACUCCAGCUUUAACCAGGUGGGAUCGUACAAGGGAAACCACAGUCUCACUUUCAUGUUACUUAAGCCUUGUUUGCUUACAGCUCCGAUACAAUGGCUUAAUGGAGACUGUACGAAUCCGCAGAGAUGGCUUCUCUUGGAGGCCCUCCUUCCAGGAAUUUGUUGGCCGGUAAGAAUGUCUAAACUUUAUAAAAAAAACUUUAUAAAAAAUAAAGAAAGGAAAACUUUUGGUAGCAGCAGUAGUGACAACUUAGUCUAGACAACUAAAAUCAUGUUAUAUGAUGUAGGAUUCACAGUCAUCGAGGUGCCAGAGCCACGCAGUGCAUAAUAAACUAAAUUAGUGGAAGGUUGUUAGAGUCUAAAUCUAGGGUGUUAGCAGAACGCUAGUGACCAUUACAUAGUGAUCUGGGUAGUAAAGAGAUUCAACUCUAUGUGGAAGGCUCUCAGAAUGCAGAUAUAGGAAGUUAGUGGAAGUUGGUAGAAAGUUAUCAGACUAAGAUAUAGGAAGUUAAUGGAAGGUUAUCAGACUAAGAUAUAGGAAGUUAAUGGAAGGUUAUCAGACUAAGAUAUAGGAAGUUAAUGGGAGGUUAUCAGACUACAGAUUUAGGAAGUUAAUGGGAGGUUAUCAGACUAAGAUAUAGGAAGUUAAUGGGAGGUUAUCAGACUAAGAUAUAGGAAGUUAAUGGGAGGUUAUCAGACUACAGAUAUAGGAAGUUAAUGGGAGGUUAUCAGACUAAGAUAUAGGAAGUUAAUGGGAGGUUAUCAGAAUACAGAUAUAGGAAGUUAAUGAGAGGUUAUCAGACUACAGAUAUAGUAAGUUAGUGGGAGGUUAUCAGACUACAGAUAUAGGAAGUUAAUGGAAGGUUAUCAGGCUAAGAUAUAGGAAGUUAAUGGAAGGUUAUCAGACUAAGAUAUAGGAAGUUAAUGGACGGUUAUCAGAAUACAGAUAUAGGAAGUUAAUGGAAGGUUAUCAGAAUACAGAUAUAGUAAGUUAGUGGGAGGUUAUCAGACUACAGAUAUAGAAAGUUAAUGGGAGGUUAUCAGAAUACAGAUAUAGGAAGUUAAUGGGAGGUUAUCAGACUACAGAUAUAGGAAGUUAAUGGGAGGUUAUCAGACUACAGAUAUAGGAAGUUAAUGGGAGGUUAUCAGACUAAGAUAUAGGAAGUUAAUGGAAGGUUAUCAGAAUACAGAUAUAGGAAGUUAAUGGAAAGUUAUCAGACUACAGAUAUAGGAAGUUAAUGGGAGGUUAUCAGAAUACAGAUAUAGGAAGUUAAUGGGAGGUUAUCAGACUACAGAUAUAGGAAGUUAAUGGGAGGUUAUCAGACUAAGAUAUAGGAAGUUAAUGGAAGGUUAUCAGACUACAGAUAUAGGAAGUUAAUGGGAGGUUAUCAGACUACAGAUAUAGGAAGUUAAUGGGAGGUUAUCAGAAUACAGAUAUAGGAAGUUAAUUGGCGGUUAUCAGAAUACAGAUAUGGGAAGUUAAUGGGAGGUUAUCAGACUAAGAUAUGGGAAGUUAAUGGGAGGUUAUCAGACUAAGAUAUAGGAAGUUAAUGGGAGGUUAUCAGAAUACAGAUAUAGGAAGUUAAUGAGAGGUUAUCAGACUACAGAUAUAGGAAGUUAAUUGGCGGUUAUCAGAAUACAGAUAUAGGAAGUUAAUGGGAGGUUAUCAGACUAAGAUAUAGGAAGUUAAUGGGAGGUUCUCAGACUACAGAUAUAGGAAGUUAAUGGGAGGUUAUCAGAAUACAGAUAUAGGAAGUUAAUGGGAGGUUAUCAGAAUACAGAUAUAUGAAGUUAAUUGGCGGUUAUCAGAAUACAGAUAUAGGAAGUUAAUGGGAGGUUAUCAGACUAAGAUAUAGGAAGUUAAUGGGAGGUUAUCAGAAUACAGAUAUAGGAAGUUAAUGAGAGGUUAUCAGACUACAGAUAUAGGAAGUUAAUUGGCGGUUAUCAGAAUACAGAUAUAGGAAGUUAAUUGGAGGUUAUCAGACUAAGAUAUAGCAAGUUAAUGGGAGGUUAUCAGACUACAGAUAUAGGAAGUUAAUGGGAGGUUAUCAGAAUACAGAUAUAGGAAGUUAAUGGGAGGUUAUCAGACUAAGAUAUAGCAAGUUAAUGGGAGGUUAUCAGACUACAGAUAUAGGAAGUUAAUGGGAGGUUAUCAGAAUACAGAUAUAGGAAGUUAAUUGGCGGUUAUCAGAAUACAGAUAUAGGAAGUUAAUUGGAGGUUAUCAGACUACAGAUAUAGGAAGUUAAUGGGAGGUUAUCAGAAUACAUAUAUAGGAAGUUAAUGGAAGGUUAUCAGGCUAAGAUAUAGGAAGUUAAUGGAAGGUUAUCAGAAUACAGAUAUAGUAAGUUAGUGGGAGGUUAUCAGACUACAGAUAUAGAAAGUUAAUGGGAGGUUAUCAGAAUACAGAUAUAGGAAGUUAAUGGGAGGUUAUCAGACUACAGAUAUUGGAAGUUAAUGGGAGGUUAUCAGACUACAGAUAUAGGAAGUUAAUGGGAGGUUAUCAGACUACAGAUAUAGGAAGUUAAUGGGAGGUUAUCAGACUACAGAUAUAGGAAGUUAAUGGGAGGUUAUCAGACUAAGAUAUAGGAAGUUAAUGGAAGGUUAUCAGAAUACAGAUAUAGGAAGUUAAUGGAAAGUUAUCAGACUACAGAUAUAGGAAGUUAAUGGGAGGUUAUCAGAAUACAGAUAUAGGAAGUUAAUGGGAGGUUAUCAGAAUACAGAUAUAGGAAGUUAAUGGGAGGUUAUCAGACUACAGAUAUAGGAAGUUAAUGGGAGGUUAUCAGACUAAGAUAUAGGAAGUUAAUGAAAGGUUAUCAGAAUACAGAUAUAGGAAGUUAAUGGAAAGUUAUCAGACUACAGAUAUAGGAAGUUAAUGGGAGGUUAUCAGAAUACAGAUAUAGGAAGUUAAUGGGAGGUUAUCAGAAUACAGAUAUAGGAAGUUAAUUGGCGGUUAUCAGAAUACAGAUAUGGGAAGUUAAUGGGAGGUUAUCAGACUAAGAUAUAGGAAGUUAAUGGGAGGUUCUCAGACUACAGAUAUAGGAAGUUAAUGGGAGGUUAUCAGACUACAGAUAUAGGAAGUUAAUGGGAGGUUAUCAGACUAAGAUAUAGGAAGUUAAUGGAAGGUUAUCAGAAUACAGAUAUAGGAAGUUAAUGGAAAGUUAUCAGACUACAGAUAUAGGAAGUUAAUGGGAGGUUAUCAGAAUACAGAUAUAGGAAGUUAAUGGGAGGUUAUCAGAAUACAUAUAUAGGAAGUUAAUUUAAGGUUACCGGACUACUGAUAGUGGGUACUUGGCAAUGAGCAUGCACAUAUAUUAGUCUACUCUUUGCAACCUGAAAGCCCAGCUUGGUCACAAAUAAAUAUAGGAUGGGGUUGGUGUGUGCAACGCCUUAAGCUUGAAGCUGGUCCUGAAGGAAUUAACAGAGGAGGCAAAGCAGUCGGCUGCUUGCAGACCAACUUCAAGGUUAAACUGGUUUUAUGGUUAAGACCGUGCCAGACUCUCCUAGCCCCAUAAAAACAUAAUUGAAGUAAGUAGUUCCUUUGAUCACAAUUUCAAAUCUUUCCCUAUCACUUUCAAAUUCUCAAAACUUUUUUUUUUAUUCAAAGAUUCUUGUAAAUCAUUCCAUCUCAGUCGGCGCUUCCAUCUUUACCGGGCAGACAGGUCUCCUGUCUGCUUUCCUCUGGUUCACUUGGUCUGUUCCCAUCUAGAUGUUAAAUCAGCCUGGUCAUGGUUUGGUUUGGGGUUUUUUUCUUUCAGUUUUAAUUUUCUUAUGCCCAUUGGAGGGUUGAAAGAAGUAUUAACCUAUAUUUAUAUUUAGAAUGGUUUCUCCUUUGCACCUGGAUACCUCUGUCCAUGAAACCUGCAGUUUGCAUUCAGUGGAAGAGAUUUUACUGAUGGGUUGUUGGGCAAUCUGAUAACUGAAAUAGAAGCUUGCUUUAAGGUUAAACCCAUUGUCCUGUUUUGUCAAUAUGGCUGCUAUACAUAAGGAAACGUCAUUCUUACUUUUCGUUAUGUGUUUUACAAAAACUACAGCAGCCCUGGAAAAAAAAUAGAGAUUCAGACACAGAAGAUCUAUGGAAGCAGAUUAGAGUGAGUUAAUUUUGGUGACAAAUCCACUUUAAUAGUAAAAAGCUUCACUGUGUGGUACAUGCACCCACCCCAGUGAACACACGGAGCGCUAAAGAAUAUUUCCACUUACCCUCACUGUAGGUGUGAGGUGUAUUAUUCUAGAAUGAAAACUACUAAGAGAGUAGUAUAUCCAGUAUAGUGUAUAUGAUUAUAUAUAUAUAUGUAUAUAUAUAUUGUACACUCAUAUGUAGCUGAGCCACAUAGGAAAGUGCAUAUAUAUGUGGAUGCAAUCUGCUAAACUUAUUCAGAGCCCAUAAACCUCGGCUCUGAGUUAGUAGCGUUAUGUGUCUAUAAUGGAGACCCGUACACCGUUCUUUGUAGCAGGAACAAGGCAGUGGAGUCUCCAAGUGGGAUAAAAAUGCAUUUGCCGCCAUAGAGGCUUUUUCAAUCGGUUUAACUACCCAGGUAUACCUUCCUGCUCUUAAAUGUUCAACAUUUUCUUAUUGGUCCAUUUCGUGCGUGGUACGCCAUCUUCAGUGAUGUAAUUCAUUCCUUGUUGGUGAUAUCAAUCUGAAUCACCUGAACCAGAAAUGGUGCGGCGAAUUCUCCGUCACUUCCGGUUAUCGGUCCACACCAUCUUUGUAGAGGGAAACAUUCCAGGAAAGUUGAUGUAUUAGUGUAUACAUAUUUCGUCCAUCAAAAAGUCUCAUAUACACAGAAAUAGUGUACUCAGAGGAUUGCAUAUAUGUAAAUAAAGACAAAGAGAGAAUGAGAAUUAAUGAAUGUUAUUUUAAAUACAUAUUGACAAAGAUUAAUAUAACCAUAGAAUUCUGCCUAAAAAUAAUUACUAAAGGGGUAUUAAAAUGUAUAUAAAAUACAUGUAUAAAAUGCUAACAACUAAGAAAAUAUUAAAAUAUGGCAUUGAAAAUUAUAAGAAAUGGCAAAGCUCAAAAUCACUGUUAAGACCACGAGGUAGCAUAGUUUUUAAAUUAAAAACCCACCUCAUUUCUGUUUUGGCCCAGGAUUUUAAUUAAAUCUUAACCUCUCCAAUUGGGUAGGAUUCUUUGAAUGCCCAUACAUUUCAAAUGACUUUGGUCUUCAUUCUGGGUAUUUUUAAUGUGCAGUGACAGACUGUUUUUCAAACCCACUUCUUAGAUUUCUAAUAUGCUCUUGAAUGGGAGUGUUUAAAGUGCGGAUUGUCCUACCCACAUAAGAGACCACAAGGGCAAAUGAUCAUAUAAAUAACUUUCUUGGAGUAGCAUGUAAUGUGUUUUUAUAUUAAAAUUCUCAUUAGGAUUCUGUGGAUGGUUGAAAUGAGAGAUUUUUUUGUUUAGUGUUUAACCCCUUAAGGGCCAAACUUCUGGAGUAAAAGGGGUUAAGGUAUCCUGGGCCAAAACAGAAAUGAGGUGGGUUUUUAAUUUAAAAACUAUGCUACCUCGUGGUCUUAACAGUGAUUUUGAGCUUUGCCAUUUCUUAUUUUCUAUGCCAUAUUUUAAUAUUUUCUUAGUUGUUAGCAUUUUAUACAUGUAUUUUAUAUACAUUUUAAUACCCCUUUAGUAAUAAUUUUUAGGCAGAAUUCUAUGGUUAUAUUAAUCUUUGUCAAUAUGUAUUUAAAAUAACAUUCAUUAAUUCUCAUUCUCUCUUUGUCUUUAUUUACAUAUAUGCAAUCCUCUGAGUACACUAUUUCUGUGUAUAUGAGACUUUCUGAUGGACGAAAUAUGUAUACACUAAUACAUCAACUUUCCUGGAAUGUUUCCCUCUACAGAGAUGGUGGACCGAUAACCGGAAGUGACGUGACGGGGAAUCUGCCGCGCCAUUUCUGGUUCAGGUGAUUCAGAUUGAUAUCACCAACAGGGAAUGAAUUGCAUCACCAGGACAUGGAGGAUUGGUGAUUUGCAUACAAUGCACGAAACGGACCAACAAGAAAUGUUCUGAACAUUUAAAAGCAGGAAGGCAUACCUGGGUAUUUAUACCGAUUGAAAAGGCAGCUAUUGCGGCGAAACACGCCUCGGGAGCUCCUUGGGAGGUUUUUAUACUUUACAUAUAAACAUAGAAUGUGACGGAAGAUAACCAUUCGGCCCAUCUAGUCUGCCCAAUAGUUCAAAAUGCUUAAUACUUAAUUAGUCCCUGGCCUUAUCUUAAGUCUAGGAUAGCCUUAUGCCUAUCCCACGCAUGCUUAAACUCCUUUACUGUGUUAACCUCUACCACUUCAGCUGGAAGGCUAUGCCAUGCAUCCACUACCUUCUCAGUAAAGUAAUACUUCCUGAAAUUAUUUUUAAACCUCUGCCCCUCUAGGUUAAGACUAUGUCCUUUUGUUGUGGUAGUUCUCCUUCUUUUAUAUGAGUUUGUUUUGUAAUAAACCUAGAUAUUUUUAUCCCACUUGGAGACUCCACUGCCUUGUUCCUGCUACAAAGAACGGUGUAUGUGUCCCCAUUAUAGACACAUAAGUCUACUAACUCAGAGCCGAGGUUUAUGGGCUCUGAAUAAGGUGAGCAGACUGCAUCCACAUAUAUAUGCACUUUCUUCCAUUUUUGUGACUUAUUACGUUAGAUCCUCUUUUAAGCACAUCAAAGAUUCAGAGGAAGAGGGACAGAGUCAACGUAGUACACAGCCACUUAAGUGAUCUGAGCUGGUUCUAUGUGGCUCAGCUACAUGUGAGUGUACACUAUAUAUAUAUAUAUAUAUAUAUAUAUAUAUAUAUAUAUAUAUAUAUAUAUAUAUAUAUAUAUAUAUAUAUAUAUAUAUAUGUAUAUAUAUAUAUAUAUAUAUAUAAUCAUAUACACUAUACUGGAUAUACUACUCUGUUAGUAGUUUUCAUUCUAGAAUAAUUCACCUCACACCUACUGUGAGGGUAAGUGGAAAUAUUCUUUAGCGCUCCGUGUGUUCACUGGGGUGGGUGCAUGGACCACACAGUGAAGCUUUUUACUAUUACCAUGAGGGAUAUUCACACAUAGGUGGUAGCAGCUUGUCUAUUUUUAUAAUACUGUACCUAUUGUUUAAACGCCUAUUACACUACUUAUUGCAAAUCCACUUUAAGCUUACUGGCCAGAUCCUCAUCUACUGCUUUAUCAAUUUCUCUAUCUCAAGCUAUGAUUUUUUUUUUUGUAAAAUUUUGUAACAAAAAAAAUAUAUGUAAUAUUCAUUCUUUACUGCUCUUGAAGGUUUGGAAUUCUUCUUUUGAGACCUAAUGUGGAUAUGAGCAAAGAGAGGUAAGUUAAAUCAGUACUUCCACGUAAGUGUUCUUCUCAAACUGGGAAAGUAAUCUACAAGGUAAUAUGGCCCAUGGAGAGGUAGAAUGGGAACUCAAACCACCAGAUGUCCGUUGGGAUGAUGUAGAAUGGGAACUGGAUCACCACUCCAUUGGGAUGAGGUAGAAUGGGAACUCAAACCACCAGAUGUCUGUUGGGAUGAUGUAGAAUGGGAACUGGAUCACCACUCCAUUGGGAUGAGGUAGAAUAGGAACUCAUACCAUCAGAUGUCCGUUGGCAUAAGGUAAAAUGGGAACUGCAUUAGAGCUCCAUUUGCAUGAGGUAGAAUGGGAACUCAAACCAUCAGAGCUCCAUUUGGAUGAGGUAGAAUGAGAACUGGAUCAGAGCUCUAUUGGGAUGAAAUUGUGUUGAGUGAUACCAGCUCCAUUUUUAAUCAUUGCUAUAGUGAAUUCACACUUUGCUGGUAGAUGAGCGUUCUAAUACCAACUGGGUGUUCUUCGUAAUGUAGCCACUUUGUAUAGAGGUAGUUCAUAUACCCAGCUAGGUAGAACUUUGUACAAAAAAGGGGGUAGUUGAUUUAAAUAAGAUGCUAAGCACCCACACAACUGUAGCUAAGGAAGGUGUGAAUAUGGCUGCAGGGGCAGGAUCUAUACACCAGCGAAUGUCCAUUUAAAUGUAAGAAUCAUUUAGAAAUCCCUCAGUGUUAAUAGAAUUGUAAGUUUAUGGGAAAUGUAAAAAAUUCUGCUUAUGAGUCGGUUCAUUUCCUGGUAGAAUAUUCUGUGAAUUACCUUUCUCUUGCAUUCACCAUGUCUACUGAUUCCAGCUGUCUGGAGAUUCUAGAGAGAACACAUGUGACUGGCUGCCAGUUCGGGUAUGUACAUUCCUCAGGGAUUCAUUUUGGGAAACGUUGUUGUAUUGGAAUUGUUUUUUUGUUUUUGUUUUUUUACAUUUAGGUUUUUUUUUUGUUCAGAAAGAAGCGCCUAUUCUUUAAAUACUGGCACCAGGACCAACUCACACAUUGUGUACUAAAGCUGAUACGAGCGGCUGUUGUUUUCCAAAAGUGUAAGUUCAAAAGAUCUUUAGAUAGAAAUGUCGCUAUAAUGCAUUACAUAUUCAUUUAAUAAACAACCUAGAAUAAUCUGUGAUUGGCUAGUCUAGACAGGCAAGUAGCGUAGAAUUAAUCACUGGCCAGAUAGACUAGAAUACACUAGCCAAGCUUGAAUGUCCACCAUUGGGCAGUAUAGAAUGCACAGCACUAGCCAACCUUGAAUGUCCACCAUUGGGCAGUAUAGAAUGCACAGCACUAGCCAAGCUUGAAUGUCCACCAUUGGGCAGUAUAGAAUGCACAGCACUAGCCAACCUUGAAUGUCCACCAUUGGGCAGUAUAGAAUGCACAGUACUAGCCAACCUGGAAUGUCCACCAUUGGGCAGUAUAGAAUGCACAGCACUAGCCAACCUUGAUUGUCCACCAUUGGGCAGUAUAGAAUGCACAGCACUAGCCAAGCUUGAAUGUCCACCAUUGGGCAGUAUAGAAUGCACAGCACUAGCCAACCUUGAAUGUCCACCAUUGGGCAGUAUAGAAUGCACAGCACUAGCCAACCUGGAAUGUCCACCAUUGGGCCGUAUAGAAUGCACAGCACUAGCCAACCUUGAUUGUCCACCAUUGGGCAGUAUAGAAUGCACUGACCUAGCCAGCCUGGGAUGUCCACCAUUGGCCAGUAUAGAAUGCACUGACCUAGCCAACCUUGAUUGUCCACCAUUGGACAGUAUAGAAUGCACUGACCUAGCCCAUUGGGCAGUAUAGAAUGCACAGCACUAGCCAGCCUUGAUUGUCCACCAUUGGGCAGUAUAGAAUGCACAGCACUAGCCAACCUUGAAUGUCCACCAUUGGGCAGUAUAGAAUGAACAGCACUAGCCAGCCUGGAAUGUCCACCAUUGGCCAGUAUAGAAUGCACAGCACUAGCCAGUCUGGAAUGUCCACCAUUGGCCAGUAUAGAAUGCACAGCACUAGCCAGCCUUGAAUGUCCACCAUUGGGCAGUAUAGAAUACACUGACCUAGCCAGCCUGGAAUGUCCACCCCUGGCCAUUAUAGAAUGCACAGCACUAGCCAGCCUGGAAUGUCCACCAUUGGCCAGUAUAGAAUGCACAGCACUAGCCAAGCUUGGAUGUCCACUGUGACGGUCUGCUAAGGUAUCACCAUCACGGAUAACCCUUUUCAAAGAAAAAAACAGAAAAUAAUUCACACAGGCAAAAUAUCACUGAUAUAGAAUAACCCCACACACAUGAGCCAAGGCUUAAUGCUUGGUGAAGACUGAUUUUAAUGGAAGUAGAGGCAUCAAAUUUAUACAGUCCAUAAACUCCUCCUCUGUGACUGAGAAAUAAUUGAGUCACUAAAUAUACUCAAUUAUCUCCAAGUAUAGAAAAACAUACAAUUUUGCAACACCCCAAAAGUCACAUCCUGGAUGGCUUGAAUCAGGGCGAACAAUAUAUGCAAAAAUCACCCAUAUCCGUUCUGUAGUUUUGAAUCGCUGUCACAGGGACGUUCUGACCGGUGUGCUACGAGGAGUUAACCCAAAAUAGUUCCAUGGAAAUGGUGGCAGGAGCCGCUCUCCAUUCGUCGGGUUUUGUAUGAAAACCACAAAAGAUAGAGGAAAACUGGUUCAUGUAGAAUGCUCCCCAUGUUCGUUAGUCUGUAACUCCCGAACGCCGUUCGUAUAGGUGAACUGGAACAAGCCGUGGGUCCAUGGUGUUUGUGGGAGUGCCUGGCCGAAGUUAGUUCCAGGCACUUAAUGACCAAGACCCGCUGCCAGCUUUCGGGAGACAAGAUGGUAGCCAUCCAAUAUUUCAGCCACCUGCGUUCGAAUGUACGAAAUUGCAGCCACCCAGUGGAGCAUUCUAUUAAUGACUUCCUUUGCCGUUUUUGUACAGAUACAUAAUGUUUCAUGUUCUAAUUGGUUUCUGUUGUGGUCUCAGUUCGAGAACCAAACAAAAUAAACAAAAUGACUAUAAACACGAAUGAAAGUGAUGGGGAUAUUCCUUCACACUGCUCCCCCCUUGCUCACAGCUCUGGCAGACAUGGUUGGACCCUUUCGGGUCAACUUGGGACUGUCCAGGUAGUAUACUGUAUGAGUUAAGACACCAACUCGGUCUGUCGGUGUCAGAAUCAUAUCCUGACAAGCUAGACUUUUUGUUCUGUUGAUUGUUUCUUUAAAACCAAGUUCCUGCACUGAAUAUGUUUUACCACUAGUGGCUUAGCAAAGUACUAGUACCACACCUGAACGAUGAGGCCUGGACGCUAGGUAGGGUGCAUCGCCUUCCGCGACCUGCCCGGUUUGCUGCAGACACACCUAAAGACAUCUGUAAGGGAUCCUGUUAUCCCUGUAGUACCGAUCCUUGCAGCUUCUCCGGAACUCUGAGCAGAAUAAUAAAGUAGUGAUUAUAGCUCCCAAUUCCCCCAAACAUGAGUCGAGGCUUCAUGAAGGGGUAAAACGAUCUGAUUUAUUGAUGGCCAAACUUAGCCUUUUAUGAUAGUCUCCCAGCAAGGAAACUCCCACAGGGGACCUUGUGGGAAACUGUGACAAAAUAUACAGAACCAUUCAGUUUACAGUACAAUUAUUAAACACACCCACAGUAACAGUGCAACCCCUCCUCUCUAUCCUGGAGAUAAUUAACUUAAGUGGUUGGAUAGAACCUAAUUAUCUCCAGGUAGAGAAAAACAUGUCCUUUUUACAUUUGGACUAAACUGUAUUAAAAUCCAUAACUUAUAUUUCGCCUAACGUAGUCUCCAGGUUCCACAUACCCUCAGCUGGGAUCUGAGCGCACAAUAUAGACGAAUAUCGCUCAGAUCCCACGAACACAGUUCUCAAUAUCGUCGAGUAAAGUUUUUAGUUCACCGGUUGUUCGGGGAAUUGAAUCCGAAAAGAGUUCCAUAACUGCAGCUACCUGGGGUCGGUCUAGCUCGUAUAGUAGGAAAGUCCCGAACGGUAAGGUGUUUGUGAGUUAUUAAACGAAUGGACUGGGACUUGGUACACUUCCCCAGUGUGCAGCUAAAUAAGUGUCUGAAAACAGUUCCAGAGGGUCGACGACCAUCUACCGCUGAGCGUUCGAUUUUAAAAUGUCGACCGCCACGUCAUCGGUAAACGAACGCGGACCACCAAGCCUUUCCUCAAUUACCUCUGUGGCAGUCCUGAAACCUGAGGUGGGAAUGGCUAAAUUUAAAGAAUGGGGCCUGCACCACGCUAUGGAACAUUCCUCGCCACAGAGGCCUCCACCGAAAAAGAUGAGACCUGAAUGGACAUUAGCCGGUUCCCCAGCAAAGCUAAAUGCCACGGCCACUGAUUGAGCAACAGCCAGAGUUCCUUCGAAUAUCCAUAGAUCACUUGAGUAUCACUAAAUGUUUGUUGUUUUUUUGUUAACCGUUUUUCCCAUGAAUACCGAAAGUCCAAGCUAUAUGUCUUGAAUGUCUUGCAAACUGUUAGUGGUGGAAGUCCAAUGAUUAGGGGAAAUUAGGGCGCAUGGCAGUAGGUAGACCCCUGAGAUCGCUAGAACUUAGAUAGCACAGCUACAGGGUUCCCAGGUGCCGGACAUUAGCAGUUCUUACCACUUACCAACAAUAUUUGGCGCCCAUAACAAUAUUCACCUCCCCGAAUUAAAUGGAUGUGCAGCCUGCACACCCUGGUGGAACCCCUUGUCACUCCACAUAGACCUGAAAUAACUGCCUUGGGUGUGGCAGAGUAGCACGGCAUAGAGGUGUAUCGUCCGGGCCCUCCAAUUAUUUAAUUAGCUUAGGAUAAAGGAAACCUCGGCUCAUUAACAAAUCCUUGUCCCUUGACCUUUCCAACCCCCAGCCACGGGAGUAAAGGUGUAUAGCCAGGAUUGGCCCAUGGCUGCCAUCGCCACCAGACUUCAUUCACUUUAAUAUAUUCAAGCAAUGGGAAUCGGUAUUGUUUAUAGUACUAUUUUUAACAUCCAAAUCUACGUUUCUAGUGUUCAGCAUAGUUUCAAUCUCCUUUCUAAGAUCCAAACGAUAGGCAGAUAUCAUGACCUGAAUUGGCGCAUAACACGCAAUGCAAACACCCCAGCUCACUGUCACCUUCCCAAGAACUGGUCCCGAAGACAGAAAUCACUGCUCAGCUACGAGCAGACAAACUCUGCAUUCUUGCGGUGAGAGAAUACACCAGCCUAUGGGAAGGUGGGACACAUAGAAACAAGGCUAAUACACAUUAAGCUGAUCCACAAUAAUUACAAUGGCGUCCUCAUUUAAAAUUCUCUCCCUUAACGUAAAGUGUCUCAACAGUCCACACAAACGCCUAGCCAUCCAAGAAAUGGUGAAAUCCAAAGCAGCUAUAGUGUGUUUCCAGGAAACUCACUUACGCUCCCGUCAACUCCUCCAACUCAACACUGAAAAGUACCCCCAAGCCUUCCACGCCUAUUCCCCAAGCAAAUCUAAAGGGGUCUCUGUUUACUUCCACACAGUCUGGGUCUUCCAAGAAACCAAAAGAUAUACAGAUGCAUUGGGUAGACUGUUAAUAUUGGUGGGAUCUCUGAACGGUUUUCUAGUUACAAGUGUAUCCAUCUAUCCCCCAAAUGAGGACCAAAUAACCUUUAUUCGCCAAGCCCUGAAAAUAAUUGACACCCUGAAACCGUGGCACGUCUUUAUCUGUGGCGACUUUAACUGUGCACUAAAUCCAGAGUUGGAUAUCAGGAGGGAACAGAAUAGACACCCCACAGCGCAAUCAGGCACUAAGGGAACCCUUUUUUCCAACUUGCUCUUCGAGUGUAAUCUGUAUGACACAUGGCGUUCCAAGUACCCAAAAGACAAAGACUAUACCUACUUCUCCCCAGUCCAUAUGACUUAUUCACAAAUAGACCUUUGUGUGGUGGGCAACACGACCCUGCCUAAUAUGGUGGAGGUGACCAUAGGGUUGAGGACGUGGUCAGACCAUGCACCAGUCGUGGUUACAUUCGCAGCACUUUACCCAGCCCGGGGAAGUGGAGACUAAACGAAGGGCUGUUAGGCGUGGCCCCGAUGUUGACCGUAGUAACUAAGGAAACCUCUGUGUACUUUAAGGAAAAUACCUCAACUGAUAUCCCACUUAGCACGGUUGGGUAGCACACAGGGUGGUGAUGAGAGGGGUGUUCAUCAGAGAGGGCGCAAAAGGAAAAAAAAAAUCACUAUAGCAACACAAAACAUUGUUACUGAGGGGACUAACAGAGUUGGAAACACAGAAUAAAUCAAUGCUGUCCAAAACACUCUCCAACAUAUAGGAGAACUUCAGAACGAGCUACGCCCUCUAUCCCUGCUUACGACCAUUGGAUGAGAUCCUUGAGACUAACACACUACACUUUCCCUCCAAAGGCAAACAAUACAACUCAGCGGACAUCGUCAAUGAACUAGAACAGUACUACCACAAUCUUAGAGAUGACCAGAAAACACCCCACCCGACCACAAUUGACCCCAUUCAUCACUAUGCUUUUUAA